GGGGUUCUCAGAGUAGGUACAAAAGGGGCCUGCUUCGCUUUACCCUUCUCAUGGUUGCUUGAUCCGUCCUCUCCCAUAAUAAUCAAUUUUUGACUUCCUGGAAAUCUUUCCUUACCUACCUAGGUAGAUACUACGAUGAAGCCCCCCAGAGGACCGCACAGAAGGAACUAUAUGGAAGAUGACAUCGAUGUGAACAUAGCGAUCGUUAACGAGAGCCCUGUCCCUAAAAAUGUCGACGAAUGCACGAAGAGAGAGUACCGCCGCCAACUUCAAAAUUGGGAUGACUAUAACAAGAAAUGGGGUCCCAAAUCAGUUGAUAAUCUAGCCGAUCUCAAGGAGUUUGUGCUUCGCAUGGGAAAGGCAAUACGUAAACAUAAAGAUUUGAGCCCAGAGGAUACUCUGCCAUAUAGCGGUUUAAAAUCCUACUGGAAGCAAUUUACAGCUGGCUACCGAAUAUAUCGAGGCCCUAUACGAGAUGAAUUUGUCACAUCUAUCAAGAGAUUUAUCGAACCUCGAGGAGAAUUAGGCAAGCUCCUUAACCUUGUACCAGAUUCGGGGCCAAGGAGACAUGCCACUGAAGUCACUUUUGCUUGGGAGGGAUGUUUCCUCUGGUCUCUAGAUUGGAAGACGUUUUCACGCCCACGUUUCCGCGUAGAUCUUUGGGCAGCUGUUUCUGCGGGUGCCUACACAAGCGGCCGUAUCUCUGACUACCUCGAGUCUGGAUCUAGGUUUGGUACAGGCAUUGGGCUACAUUAUAAGGAUACAGAAUUCAUUGUAUUUAGAAACGAGCACGGGCUAGAAGAAUUCUCGUUGCAACUUACCAAGUUCUUAAAGGGCAAGCACCCCAAAUCAAGCAAGCUACCACAACCAGAUAUUCACGAAGGGGGGUUCGGGGCUCCGCAGCCUCUCUACAUGAACCCAUUGCUCUUCUUUCUCGUCAUAUUCUGCGUGAACGGAGCCUUGAGAGAUUAUCGCGGGGAACAAGGGCUAUUUAAACUCCUCGACCUAAAACUAUGCGAAGAUACACCUAUGAUGCGUAUCCAUUGGCACCGAAGCGUUUUAAACCAACCACUGUUCACGGGAAUGAGUGGGAAGAUAUUAAGAGCGCGGGAGGUAAGUGAGGGAUUAAGGGCAUUAGGGAUCAGAAGUGGGUUUCCGAAACCACCUACAUUUCACGAUUUCCGAGCAGAAGGUCUUACUAAUAUCGACUUGAAACCAUUUUAUUCGGAUACGCAAAGGAAUAGGAUUGCUGGCCAUGAGAAUAACCAGAUGCAUCAACAACACUACGCAGCUAGAAAUGGAGGUAUCGAUAGCCAAGCAGUAUAUCAGGACAAAGAAGCCAGAUCAAUUAAUCUCGGGAGGCUCUUUCGCCUAGUCGAGGUAGAAUGGCAGCCAUCUUUGUGGCAAUCGUUGCCUUUAAUGAAAAGGAGGGAGCUGAUGCAAACUGAAGAAUACAAGGCUAAGGAGCUUCCACUUCUCGAAAAGGGGAAGUUAGAAACAGCGAGUUUGACGGUAAAGGAGGGGAGCGAAUCUUCGGAGGAAUGCAAAAACCUCCUUCAUCCUAACCGUAAGCCUAGAAGGGAUAUAAAACGACUUGAACAGAUGAAGCUUCAGGAAUAUUGGGAAGAGACGUCCACAGGAAACAUUGUCGGAUCUGAAGUAUAUGCUUGCAGGGGAGUGAAUCGCCCCUUUUCGAGAUUGAGACCGAUCCUUCCAAACCGUCGUAGGCUGGCUGACCUCCUACCUAUGUCGUCGAGACUACGCAGCGAAAAGGGGAGAGAAGCACUACGGGAACUAAUAGCCCUUUAUCAGAGCAAGUCGGAAGUUUACCGCCCAGGGCUUGACAAAUGUCCUUGCGAAUGCAACCCGAAAACCCAACUACACGUCUACCGCUGCACAAAGAAGUCGCGUCGUUUUGCAGAGUUUUGUUUCUUUUGCAACGAAUGGCUCUACGAUUUCGAUGCCUGGGAGCAACACUGUCACUCGCAUUUGAGCCUGGACCAUCUCCCAGUAGAGGUAGCAUACGAGAGAGUAGAAAGCACAUUCUUGCCAGGCUAUUGUCCGUACUGCCUAUGGGACACGUCCCUUUCGGCGGCCAGCCGCCUGCGCCAGUUCUGUACCAAAAGCCAAUGGGAAGCUGAGGUUAGGGACCACGGGUUGCGCUGGCAAAGACAGCAUUGCCCAGACGAGCGUUGCGCCGAGGAGUUCAAAAACGGCGAUUCCUUCGUCUGCCAUAUGCAUGACCUGCACCGCGUUCCGGAAGAACUAUUAAUAGCAACUGCAAGAGGGUUGAAAAGAAAAGCCGAUAUGGUUGAAGAUAUUCGUCAGCCCAAGAUUAAGAUAAGAAAUGCAUGGGAUGAUGCCACUUCUGUCUUCGAUACAUGGUCGUUUGAAGAGGCUACGUAAGUUGCCUGCUCUGCGUAGACGAUAUCAACCAGUGAGCGGUUUCGUUUUGGCUGUCUGGCUAGAAACGGACGGAUGUAACCCUAACUCGCCCAUAAGAAGGUGAAAAAGACAGAUAGAUCCUCUAAGUAGCUUAUGUAGGAAGAAUGAAUUUUCGUUUCUUACUCGAAGCUAUAGAAAUGUCGAAACAGAGUAACAUAGAGCGUGGGAAAUGGCGUACUAAAUGUCGGGAGAAGCUAAGUGAACAUAUUGGUUAGCUCUUUAUCCGCAAGAAUCUGACCGGUACUAAGAAGGAUUACAGAAAAGCAUUUGGGUAUAAAUAUAAAACCAUCGCAAGUGAGGCUGCAAUCGACUCGUGAGGAUGGUUACUUAUGGAGAGCGCUUCCCGAGAAGCAACAUCUGUUUUCUAAGAAUUUGAGCGAACACUCAGCUAGAGCAUACAAAGACUUGUGCGAGGGAGUGGGAACUACUUUCGAGGCAGUGAGAGCCACUCCGGAUUCAUAUCCAGGCCAAGAUGCGUUUGUAGGUACUGAUUAGCAUG
Molecule: messenger RNA, 2944 nt
Organism: Daldinia decipiens
Lineage: Eukaryota; Fungi; Ascomycota; Sordariomycetes; Xylariales; Hypoxylaceae
Exons: 7
Coding region: 136-2406 (756 amino acids)
Biological process (GO): DNA recombination; DNA integration
Molecular function (GO): DNA binding
Source: RefSeq, a predicted model, not a curated record